UGUUGAAGAGUAGCGUCUCUGAGUCCCACAAGGCCUUCAGAGCUAGUGGGUGAGACUGCUCCUGGGAGAACAGCCCCACUCCUUCAUCAGAGGAAGCUUGCCGUUGCUAUGGAUACCGAAUCCACGUAUUCUGGAUAUUCCUACUACUCAAGCCAUUCAAAAAAAUCUCACAGGCAAGGGGAAAGAACAAGAGAAAGACACAAAUCACCACGGAAUAAAGAUGGCAGGGGGUCAGAAAAGUCUGUCACCAUCCAGGCUCCCACUGGAGAGCCCCUGCUGGCGAAUGACUCUGCCCACACAGGCACAGAGGAAGUUCAGGAUGACAACUGGGGAGAGACCACCACAGCCAUCACAGGCACCUCAGAGCACAGUAUAUCCCAAGAGGACAUUGCCAGGAUUAGCAAGGACAUGGAGGACAGUGUGGGGCUGGAUUGCAAGCGCUACCUGGGCCUCACCAUUGCCUCAUUCCUCGGACUACUCGUCUUCCUCACCCCCAUCGCCUUCAUCCUGCUACCCCAGAUCCUGUGGAGGGAGGAGCUGAAACCCUGUGGCGCCAUUUGUGAGGGACUUCUCAUAUCCGUAUCGUUCAAACUGCUUAUCCUGCUCAUCGGAACCUGGGCGCUUUUCUUCCGCAAGCAAAGAGCGGAUGUGCCGCGGGUGUUUGUGUUCCGAGCGCUGUUAUUGGUCCUUAUCUUUCUUUUUGUGGUUUCUUAUUGGCUUUUUUAUGGGGUCCGCAUUCUGGACUCUCGGGACCAAAAUUACAAGGACAUCGUGCAAUAUGCAGUCUCUCUCGUGGAUGCGCUGCUUUUCAUCCACUACCUUGCCAUCGUCCUGCUGGAACUGAGGCAGCUGCAACCCAUGUUCACACUGCAGGUGGUCCGCUCCACCGACGGAGAGUCCCGCUUCUACAGCUUGGGACACUUGAGCAUCCAGCGAGCAGCCUUGGUGGUUCUGGAAAAUUACUACAAGGACUUCACCAUCUAUAACCCGAACCUCCUAACAGCAUCCAAGUUCCGAGCAGCCAAGCACAUGGCUGGCCUGAAAGUCUACAAUGUAGAUGCUGCCCUUAUGGCCAAACUGAAACUUUGUGUAGCAGAUGGGCCCAGUAACAAUGCCACUGGUCAGUCCAGAGCCAUGAUCGCUGCAGCAGCUCGGCGCAGGGACUCCAGCCACAACGAGUUGUAUUAUGAAGAGGCCGAACACGAGCGGAGGGUGAAGAAGCGGAGAGCGAGACUGGUGGUGGCUGUGGAAGAAGCCUUCAUCCACAUCCAGCGCCUCCAGGCUGAGGAGCAGCAGAAGUCUCCGGGGGAGGUGAUGGACCCCAGAGAGGCGGCUCAGGCCAUCUUCCCCUCCAUGGCCAGGGCGCUGCAGAAAUACCUGCGCACCACCCGGCAGCAGCACUACCACAGCAUGGAGAGCAUCCUGCAGCACCUGGCCUUCUGUAUCACCAACAGCAUGACCCCCAAGGCUUUCCUUGAACGAUACCUCAGUGCAGGCCCCACCUUGCAGUAUGACAAGGAUCGAUGGCUCUCGACACAGUGGAGACUUAUUAGUGACGAGGCUGUGACGAACGGGUUACGGGAUGGAAUUGUUUUCGUCCUUAAAUGUUUGGACUUCAGCCUCGUGGUCAAUGUGAAGAAAAUCCCAUUCAUAGUUCUCUCAGAAGAGUUCAUAGACCCUAAAUCUCACAAGUUUGUUCUUCGCUUACAGUCCGAGACAUCAGUCUAAAAUUUCUAUGCUUGUGGCUUUAUGGAAAACAAAAGAAGAAUAUAUAAAUAUAUAUAUGUGUGUGUGUAUGUCCAGGGGGAAGUUCUUUUAUAAAGAUUUUUUUUAAUUCUUCAUUGCUGACUCAAACUGGCAGAGGAUAGACCAGUAUCCUUCAACCAUCUGCACUUUAUUUGGAAGAAAGCAGAUGUCUACCCCGACAAGCAACUGGUGGCAUCUGACUUUACUAGAUAGGACUUCUGAAGAAGCUGUUCCCCAGAGUUUCUGUUGCAGCUGUAAACCAAAGUGUAGCUGCUGUGUCCUCGGGAGCCACGCCUUACAACUGUCCCUGCCUGCGGCCCAGUACCACACCCAUCUGUACUUCUGGUCAACCCCUUCAUAGAUUCUAGGGGACUUACUUUAUUCUGCUUCAGGAAAUCAGACACUACACACUCAUGUGUGUGUUUGUAUGCAUAAUUAUCCACAUCACCACAGUACCCUGGGGAGUGGUGGGCAGUCCAGGAAAUGUCCACCCACCCGAGUCUUUGUUCUUUGCUGCCUUACAUUGGCGAAGAGAAAGAAAGGACCUGACAGAAAAUGUUCACUGCUGGUUUACAGCUGUUAAGUGAUUGGCUUUCCAUUUUCCAGAGGGAGAGCCUACCUGCCCUGUUUCUGGCUCUGCUCCUCUGUUGGCCUGAGGCACGUAGCCCUUCCCUAGCCCUAGGACUGCCUACCCAGGCUUCACUCUGUACCCACUCUCCUGAGCAUCUGGACCAUGGCCGCACCCAGUGGGCAGCUCUGGCCAGGCUAGAUUGGCCCUCCAGAGCUGACAGGGACUUGGCUUGUCCCUUUGGACAAGCUCUUUGCACAGCCCCUCCCUCAGUCUUUGUCUGGAGAGGUAGGAUAUGACCCUGGGGAUCCAUUCACCUGCAGCCCCUCCUUUAGGUUGCAGCAGGAACCCAUCCACCCAAUCCUCCUUAGCCCUGCUUCACACAAACCAGGAGAGACCGACACUGUGACUCCCAGUUGGCAGAUGCCCCUUGUAGCCAUCCAGUUUCCCAGGGAGACAAGUAUUCACAAAGCUCGUGUGCCAAGCUGUCCUGCCCCGGGAAACCAAACAAUGCCCACCACCUUGGCAACUGCUGUCCCAUCCCUGUGGUUUGUGACUACCACCACUGUGCAACUUACUGCCAGGAAAAGGAUCACUCUGUCCUUGUCGUAUACAUUGCCCCUGAUUGUUGGUCAGGGAGAGAGGGGAAAGAGUUCUGCAGAGCUGGGGAAGGGAGAGUAGGGAGCCAGUGGUGCAGUCCAGAAGGCCCCUCUGUCAGCAUGUCAUAGCUGGUUACAGAGAACUAUCCCCUUAACGUCCCAUUUGGAAACAUAGCUGCCUCCUGGCAGAGCCUUGUGCAGGGCAGUGCCCAAGGAGCUAUUUCCUGACACCUUGAGGUGGGCUGUCCUGGUCUUUGCUUGCCGUAUCCGAAGCAGUGCUCCACCAAGUGCUCUUUCCUUUCCCAGCUUCAGGAAAGGAGAAGGCCGUCAUCGCGUCUGUGCCUGUAUACACGUACCAUUCCCGUUUACGCAUUCCACAAAGCACAUGCUCUUGUCUGUCAUUAAAAAAGAUCCAAAUUGGCGUGGGAUAUUUGUGAUACACCUGUGCUUGGAAAAGCCAACGUUAUUCUUUGUUCGGUAACACUUUAGUUCAGAACGAUGUGCUGGAGAAGGAAGAGGAACCCGUGGACAAGGCACAGUCAGGAUGCCCCGUGUUAACAGGGGGGCUCUGCGACACACACACACACACACACACACACACACACACACACACACACAGUGUAACCAGGUGCUUUGGUCUUAGUUCUUUCCCUUUAGGUCCCUUCUACUGGAAGUUGCUCAGGAUGUCUUUCUCAGGAAAUACUUUAGGAGAUGAGGUAAGGGGUGGGCAGUCUGUGAGAGACUGGCUAUGUGUGAGGGUAAUGUCACAGCAUAGCUGCACUGCCACAAACACCAUUCAGUUGUUAAGUGCCAUAAAUGUAAAUAGUGUAGAGUUAAAGGCAACACUACUUGUCAGCAUUUUAAAAUCCUGUGCUUCCAACCCUGUCUUAAAUUAUGGGUCUUAAAGGAGUUCAUUGGAGUGGUGUGUUGGUGUAUGCAUUCCCAGCAGGGCAAAGGCAGGUUUAAAUUAAGGAAUUAAUUUAUUUUCCCUCCUGACCCCUCUCUGUCUACUUUGCAUAGAACUUUGGACUUCCUGAAAUUAUUGUUUUGGUUGUAAAUUGAAUAUCGUUUUUUUCCCCCCAAAACUCUUAAGUUUGCAUCGAUUCCUGAAGGAAAAACAAAAAUCAAAAGCGGGAUCCUUGAAAGUCUUUGUGCUCCCAGCAUUUUUCCAGCCCGAGUCGAAGUGGGAACUGACAGUUUGAAAAGGAAAUGUGAAGUUGCCGAAAGCCGCAGCACACAAUUGAAGACGAUAAAUUUUUAUUUCAUUUUGUGAACCCUCAUAGCCUACUCUUUUUAAAGGAUGUAAAUUGCUCCCCAAGGCUGGUAGGAUGCAGGAUCCUAUUAGAGGACACAGGAUUCCAUUACCUUAAAUGUUUAUAGAUUUUUUCCCCCUAUAACUUUCCACCUAAGUUAUUAAAAUUCUAACAUUAACUGUGAAAGAACUCAAUAAAGAGUGUAGGUCUGAGAUUGCUGUCUUCCCCCCGGUGAUUUUCAUUAUCUGCAAAAGUAGACAACUUUUGUUCAGGGAAAAAAAAAAGAGCAGUCCUUAAUAGUACUCGAAUUGAAUGUUCAAGAAGUCUGCACCACGGGAGUUAGAAUAGAUUUUAAGGUUAUAAGGCUCCCCUUAGAUUAUCCAUGGAGUUAAAAAUGUUUUGGCUAAAGUUCACAAAGUAAGCCCAGAGAAAAUGCUUAAGUUGUCCCCGCUUGAAUUUCUCUGAGUGUGUGUUGCUGUGUUUGCACGCUGGCAGUCAUGACAUCCAUGUGACCAGUGACAGGUCGUUGUGUGUCUCGUUUGUACAAGUGUGUAUGGCCGAGCCUGUGGCUCUCUCCAUCUCUUCCUCAGGGCUGACUCCUUGUCUGUACUCUCCUGUAUCCCUCAUCCUGGCUUCUCCACGAGGAGCUGUCUGUGGUGUCUGUUGUCAGCUUGCAGGCACGCCCAUUAAUUAGUUUCUUGCAUAGGGAUCUCUAUGACUUACAAACAGUGGGGAACAAGACAAAAAAGGGCAAACUCUAUGGGGUGGGCGGGGUUACUGUUCAAACUUCACUACCCUGGAAGCCCCUGUGCGUCUAGUUAAUGUAACUUUAAAAAGAAACAACCAAUGAUUGGUUGUUGCAACUGACAGGGAGGUCUGCAUUUGAAGAGUCUUGCAGCAGAGACCCUGCUAUUAUAACAUAUUUCUGGGUAAUGUUUGCUCCUUGGGGAUCUUGUCACACCAGAAAAACAAAUAAAUAAAUCACUACUGUGAACUUACUAAUAUGUAACCUUAUCAUAUCCCAUUAUAAAUAAAACAUGCCUCGUUUUUAAGCCC
Messenger RNA from Rattus rattus (black rat), 5222 nucleotides. It is a transcript of the gene Vangl1, whose product is annotated as VANGL planar cell polarity protein 1. Bases 109 to 1728 code for a protein of 539 amino acids. The transcript is spliced from 8 exons. Gene Ontology annotation, biological process: multicellular organism development. Lineage: Eukaryota; Metazoa; Chordata; Mammalia; Rodentia; Muridae. The record is from RefSeq and is a predicted model, not a curated record. Gene Ontology annotation, cellular component: plasma membrane.